Molecule: messenger RNA, 902 nt
Organism: Amoebophrya sp. A25
Lineage: Eukaryota; Dinophyceae; Syndiniales; Amoebophryaceae
Source: the annotation of a GenBank genome assembly
AAGAACAAGAACAAGCCGCAACUGUCAGUGCGAGCUUUUUCCUCGUCGAGAUCGACGUUCUUAAUCGCUUUAUGGCUGUAACUGCGUUUUACCAUGACAGCACAACUCCUUCUUCGACUGGAAGGUCCUCUGACGAGGCAUGGAAACAACUGGUUGAAAGCGGUUCGCAAGAGCCGGGCCAGCUUCGCGUCGCUGUGUGGUUUCCCCAAAAAAACAGACUUAAGGCUCAUCAAUACAAUCAAAUCAUUUAUUCCAACGGUCAACAUUUUCUUCUGUUUCCUUCAUCUUAGGAUUAUUCUGAAGAACUGUCUUCAGGGAAGAAAUGAAUUGUUUUGAGCUCUAGAUUGAGUUCACCACUACUGCUACUACUUCUACUCUAAUAGACGCCUAUCUUUGUCGGCAAAGAAAACGGCGGAAAAUAACAGGAGGAGCGUUCAUUUGGCGGUAAACAUUGAAACAAGCAGAGCACGAAUCAAAGAAUUUCAUAUUAGUACAGAAGUGCGAGAUCGCAAAACCAUCCAGAAAAUGUACAAGCCACUCAAGGUUUAGGAAAAAAUCUUCACAGGAGCAUCCAGGAAUGUACUACAAGCCACUUCAGGCUUUUGCAGGACUGGGUAUAUCUCAUCAUCAUCAUGAUCAUCAUCAUCAUCAACUCCGAAAACGUUUCAGUUUGUUACUUCAACUCAAAAAGGGCCUAGGAACGAUGUCGUUGAUUGUUAGUUUAUAACUGCGAGUCCUGACUCUGAGGAUGACCCUCCUCUCGCUGCUUCAUAAAGCGGGCCUCGUUCACAACAAGACGACACACCCAAGAAAAUUGCAAACAAAAAUUAUCAUAUAUGUUGAGAUGCAGCUUAUUUUUACUACAGUUUAACAUUUAAGUAGAAAAUAUAAGUAGGAAGGUU